Phaeoacremonium minimum UCRPA7 is the source of this 1164-nucleotide messenger RNA. RefSeq names its product putative glycosyltransferase family 34 protein. Gene Ontology annotation, molecular function: glycosyltransferase activity. The transcript has 3 exons. Gene Ontology annotation, cellular component: Golgi membrane. The record is from RefSeq and is a predicted model, not a curated record. Bases 1 to 1164 code for a protein of 387 amino acids. NCBI's taxonomy places the organism in Eukaryota, Fungi, Ascomycota, Sordariomycetes, Togniniales, Togniniaceae. Gene Ontology annotation, biological process: protein N-linked glycosylation.
AUGCGACGCAUAUCGAGCAGUCUGCCGCGGUUCGCAUCCAAUUCUCACUAUGCCGAGAAGGAAAAGCUCCAGCGUGGGCGGUGGUCUCUACAGAGCGUUCCUAUCCUUGGAAGAUUAAAGAACAUUGCUGCGCGCAUGGGCAGGAAGAUGAAGAUAAGGCUGCUGAUCGGCUUUCUAAUACUGUUCUGCAUUUGGGUGUUUUACAAUUCUCCCCUCGUAUAUCACUGGCGACGAACAGCGUGGCUCGGUGGGGGACAGAAGUACGUGAUUAUUUUGGCCGCCAAUGUCGGUGGAGGCGUAAUGGAAUGGAAGGGCGCACGAGAGUGGGCUAUCGAGAGAGACAGCGUUCGGAACAAGAAAAAGUACGUGGCUCGGUGGGGAUACGAACUUGAGAUCGUGGACAUGAGCACCAAGAAGCGCUACGCUCACGAGUGGCGCGAGAGCUGGGAGAAAGUCGACUUCAUCCGAAUGUGUCUCCGGAAAUAUCCCAAGGCCGAAUGGAUCUGGUGGCUCGACCUCAACACAUUCAUCAUGGAGCCGGGGUACUCGCUGCAAGACCAUAUUUUCAACAACCUCGAAAAACAUGUUUACCGGGAUAUCAAUGAGUAUAAUCCAUUGAACAUCACACACCCCUUCACCGAGCCUUAUCUCGAUGAUGAAGCACGAAGCCCCGUUGGUGACGGUGACGUUAACUCAGUCAACCUCAUUCUUCCACAAGACUGCUCGGGAUUCAACCUGGGAUCCUUCUUCAUGCGCCGUAGUACUUGGACGGAUCGACUACUUGAUGUAUGGUGGGAUCCUGUUGCCUACGAGCAGAAGCACAUGGACUGGGCACACAAAGAGCAGGAUGCACUUGAGCAGCUUUACAAAGCCCAGCCUUGGAUCCGAAGUCAUACCGGAUUUCUUCCCCAGCGGAUGAUCAACAGCUUUCCACCCGGAGCAUGCUCCGAUAAUGGCAACGAUACCCGCAUACACUACGACCAGAAAGACCGCGACUUUUUGGUCAACAUGGCUGGUUGUGAGUGGGGCCGAGACUGCUGGGGAGAAAUGUACAACUACCGAGAGUUGAGCUAUUACCUCAACCGGAGUUGGUGGGAGCGCUUCAAGGAAGACUUCCUGGCUCUCAUCUGGUUCAAGAUUACCGGCCAGAAGGUGAAGUUUUGA